GUCUUUUCUGCGCUUCCUAAUUGGCCAGGUUUCACCUGGUCUCGCCCCCUACAAUGGGCUGUUGACCUUGUCUGUCUCUGGCCUGGGGCCUCGGAUUGGCUCAGACUCAAAUUGUUCACGAAGCCGACCUCAGGGCGGGGCCCGCCACGAGCGAUUGGCUGCCGGAGCCAGACACGCGCGGUGAUUGGCGGGCGCCGGCCUGGCGGAAGCGGGGCAGGCCGGGGGUUGCUCUGGGCCAUGGCGGCCGCGCCGCCGCUGCGGGACCGCCUGAGCUUCCUGCAGCGGCUCCCAAUUCUCCUGAAGGGAACAUCGGACGACGAUGUCCCGUGUCCCGGCUACCUGUUUGAAGAGAUUGCUAAAAUCUCCCACGAGUCGCUGGGCAGCAGCCAGUGCCUGCUGGAAUACCUCCUGAACCGCCUGGACAGCAGCUCUGGCCAUGUGAAGCUCAAGGUGCUGAAGAUCCUGCUCUACCUGUGCAGCCACGGCUCCGCGUCCUUCCUGCUUAUCCUCAAACGCAACUCCUCCUUCAUCCAGGAGGCCACAGCGUUGGCAGGGCCCCCGGAUCCUCUCCACGGCAACAGCUUAUACCAGAAGGUGCGGGCAGCCGCCCAGGACUUGGGGAGCACCUUGUUCUCCGAUUCCAGGUUGCCGCUGCCUCCCUCCCAGCCUCCGGGGGCCUUGCCUCCUGCAGGCAUGGGCUCCCAGUGCAGGCCUCACAGUAGUCUCCAGGGUUUUGGCUACAGCCAGGAACGGGGCCACACAGCUGUGAGGCACCAGCCCGGGCAGGCCGGAGGGGGCUGGGAGGAGCUGGACAGCGGCCCCAGCUCCCAGAAUUCUUCCCAGAACAGUGACCCGAGCAGGCCCUCGGACUCAGGCAGUCGGUCCAGCAGUGACAGCCACUCGAGGGCCAGCCGGGAGCCAGGCGAGCUGGCAGACAGGGCCGAGGCAUCGAGCGACUGCCAGCAGGAGCUGAACCUGGUGAGGACGGUGACCCAGGGGCCGUGUGCCUUCCUGAGCCGCGAGGAGGCGCAGCACUUCAUCAAAGAGUGUGGGCUGCUCAACUGUGAGGCCGUGCUGGAGCUGCUGAUCCGCCUCCUGGGCGGAACCAGCGAGUGCACACAGAUGAGAGCACUGAGUGCCAUCGCCUCCCUCGGGGGUGCCGACCUGCUCCCCCAGGAGCACAUCCUCCUCCUCUGCCGGCCGCGGCUGCAGGAGCUCAGCGCGGGCAGCCCUGGACCUGUGACCAACAAGGCCACCAAGAUCCUGAGGCACUUUGAAGCCUCCUGUGGACAGCUGCCCCCUGCCCAGAGGCCCCCCGCCGGGCCCGGCCCCGCAGCCCCCCUCGCAGGCCCGUCCGACCUGCUGGCCGAAGCCGUGCCUCUCGCGGGGGCCCGCGUCGUCCUCCAGCCUCUGAGUUCAGCCCUGCUCCCACCCCUACCCCCGGACGCCGCCCCCCUCCCAGCCCCUGGAGAUGCCAGCGCGGCCCAGACGGGACUGGCCGGCUCCCGAGAGCGGGGGCCCAGACCUGAGCGGGACCCGGGGGGCACAGACACCCCCGGGGGAGGCCCGGGCAGCUGCCCGUGGAGCCAAGACUCCUUGUUUGCCGGCAUGGAGCUGGUGGCCCGCCCCCGCCCGGUGGGGGCCGGGGCUGCUGCAGAGGUGUCCUGCCUGGACCCCCAGGGCCCCCGGACGGCAGCACAGAGGACGGCAGCCAAAGAGCCGGAGCCAUCGGCUUUUGCGUUCUUGAAUGUGUGACCGUGUGGCCUGGCCCUGGGGGUCUCCGCCCCGGCCGGCAGCUGCUGCGCUUCCAGCGAGGCCCUUGGCUGGGGCUGCCGCGGACUCCAGGCAACGUGACCUGAGAGGAAGACCCCAGGGCUACCUCAGUUUCCCUCAUCUCCUUUGCCAGAGGCUGGCUGUUUUGAUUUGAUUCCUGCAGCAGAGGACAGGCUGGUGGCAGGGCCUUCAACUUGCUGGCCUCGGGGUCCCAGGCCCCCAGCCUGCCUGGCCCUCCGGAACCCGGGUGCUGAUGAGGACCUGGGGACAGCUCCUCGGUUCCCACUCUGCUCCCCUCCCUGGGGGGAGGCCGGGUGCUGGCGAGGCAGGGCUUUCGCCUGUGGCUCAAGGGGUCCGGCCUGUGGCCGUGAUCAGCGUCCACCCUGUGUGCUGCGUCUGGACGCCCACUGUCCCCUCUGCCACGGCAGCUCCCAGCAGGCCUGGCCUUGGGCCCCCAAGUGCUGAUUCCAGCAUCUAAGGGCAGAGACAGCCCGGAGCCGUGUGUGGGUUCGAAUAAACACUACUGUUUACACUGGCUGGGCCACG
This is a messenger RNA of Microcebus murinus (gray mouse lemur), 2319 nucleotides long. The record is from RefSeq and is a predicted model, not a curated record. Lineage: Eukaryota; Metazoa; Chordata; Mammalia; Primates; Cheirogaleidae.